Molecule: messenger RNA, 2973 nt
Organism: Haliotis rubra (blacklip abalone)
Lineage: Eukaryota; Metazoa; Mollusca; Gastropoda; Lepetellida; Haliotidae
Product: E3 ubiquitin-protein ligase TRIM56-like
Exons: 4
Coding region: 114-1487 (457 amino acids)
Molecular function (GO): protein binding; zinc ion binding
Source: RefSeq, a predicted model, not a curated record
CACCUAGGGUCUAUCUCGUCUGGUGCUCAGUUCCCUCUACACCGGUUACCUAGGGUCUAUCUCGCCUGGUGCUCAGUUCCCUCUACACCGGUCACCUGGCUGUCUCGGGAGAGAUGGCGACCUCCCAGAAGUUGACAGAACACUUCCUGACAUGCACCAUAUGCACAGAGGUGUUUGACAAGCCCUGUACACUUGUGUGUAAUCACACCUUCUGUCGGAAAUGUGUCGUCAACUACACCAAAACCAGACGGGAAGCCAUCAGUGCCAAGUCUCUCCUGUGUCCAUUCUGCAGGAAGAUGACGAAAGUGUCUGACCCCGAGAGACCAGUGGAGGCGUGGGCGGAUGACGUCAAGCCGAGCUUUGUCAUCCAGGGACUGUUGGACUCGUUUGGCCCCGGAUCUAAAGAUACAACUAACUGCAGUUAUUGUAAGGAGGAAGGGGAGACAACUCCAGCUACAUCUUGGUGUUCUGUUUGUGACGACGCACUAUGUGAACAAUGUACAAGGAUGCACCAACGAAUCCCCUCUUCCCGUCACCAUGACGUAGUUGACCUGUCUGGAGAGACAAGGGCCAAGGUCAAGAGAAAGGUCAUGUGUAAAGUUCACAAAAAUAAAAGGAUCAAAUAUCUUUGUAAAGAUUGUAACACAGCUGUUUGUCAAACAUGCUGCACUAUCCAUCACAGGAAAUGUGACAUGGUUGUUGAAAUUGAGUCAGAGAUUCCUGCAAUGAAAACCGAGCUGAAAAGGAAUAAAGAGAAUUUGUUAAAGAAACACGAUGAGAUGAAAAGAUAUGUCAGAAAACAGAACUCCAUUGUCAAAGAAGAAUUGGCGCUAUAUAAACAAACACAAUCAAGUAUCAAGUCUGCAAGUCUCACAGCAAUACAGACGAUCAAAGCCAAGGAACGGAAACUUCUGUCUGAACUGAAAGAGAUGUCUGAUAGACACAUUGGACAACUGAAGGCAGACAUAAAGUCAGGUGAGAUGUCAGUACAGAUGUACCAACAACAGACUGAGCUGAUAGACCAGGCUCUACAAUCUGAGUGUGACAUGGAUGUGUAUGAGAUGUAUCAGGGAUGUGAGGCCGGUGAUGUGGAGGCUGUCGUAGUCGUAGACAUGAAGGAGAAGGGAAGAAUAGACAGGAUAACAUUCAGACAGGACACGGACAAGCUGAGUAGAGCACUGGAAGAUCUCCAUCUGCAUACACGUCCACUGGGAACUAACAGUGUCGUGUGUCUGACCCCCGAGGGUGAUGUGGUGUUCAACUACAGACCUACAGGAGACUCAGCACUGAAGGUUCCACGUGGUAUCACAAGUACCAGCACAGGCGACAUCCUGGUGACAGACUACUCACAACACAGAGUCAUCCAUCUGACAGAGUCAGGACAGUUUGUUAGAAACAUACUGACAUCACAGGAUGGUGUCAAGAAUCCACUGGGACUGUGUGUUGGUGGGCGUGGUCGCAUAUGUACUUGUGUACAUCAGAUGUAGUGAAGGUGUUUACAUGCUGUAAGUGAGUGAACAUGUCACAAUCUCUUUCUGUAUGUUAAAUAUAGAUAUAUGUUACCUGGAUAGACAUGAUUUGAUGCACUGUAGGAACAUUUGACUUUUGAUGUGAACGUGACGAAUCAUCCCUGUUUCAGAAAGACACAGCUUGUAAUGUAAUGAGUGUUGGUUGGGUAGCCUAGUGGUUAAAGCGUUCGGUCGUCACGCCGAAGACCAUGGUUUGAUUCCUUAAAUGGGUACAAUGUGUGAAGCCCAUUUCUGGUGUCCCCUGCCGUGAUAUUGCAGGAAUAUUGCUAAAAGCUAAAAAGCAAUAUAAAACCAUACUCUCUCACCUACUGGAAUGUAAUGUAAUGUAAUGUAAGCAGCCAUUACUUCUACUUUAUAUUCAGAUAUAUUGUCUCAAUAACACUAUGUGGUCCAAAAUCAUGUAGAAUAUUGAUAUUUUGAGUUGUAAUGAUUUUGAAUUACUUUUUCUUUAAGUGACUUUGAACAAUUGUUUUACAAACUUUACUGAAUGGGUUGUAGGUCUUACGGGAUGUUUAACAGCGGUUUUCACUCUCUUCUCGACAUGUUGUGUGAUAUGCAUAGCAGGGCAAUCGUCUUUGCUCCACAUUUUAGCAACUCUGUCUACGUUAUUCUGAUCACAUUUAUGCUGUUGAUGUUAACUCAGUGUUGGAUACGGGAUCGUGUUUGAUCGGUACAAAAGCAGCCAAACUAGUUGGAGCAUGAAAUCAGUUUAGAGCAGCCAUUGUGGCCAAACGAUCACCAGAUAGAUACAGUACUACCACUGCACACAUACACAUGAAAUGUCUUGCCAACUUGUGACGUGUUGUGAUGUACAAACCUACAGCGCUGAUUGUUGAAGAGCGGGUUCGUGGGAUUGAUGUGACAACUGAGUGGUCAAAGGAGAUAAGUCGUUAUGAGAAGUAUAUGAAGAGCCAUAAAAUGUAGCGAACGAAUGAAUAGUUUAUCAGUGAGUUAGUUGCAGUUUUACGCUGCUUUUCACAUUAUUCCACACAUUAUUAUUUGUUGGGAAUCGAACCCGGGUCUUCGUCGUGACGAACGAACAAUUUAACCACUGGAUUACCCCAGCCCCUAUUUUAUCACAAUUUGUGUUUAGUGUGCGUGUUGUAAAUUGAUACAUGCAGUGUUUAUACCGACGUGUACAGUUAUAUACUCUCUGCCUCAUAUCAUUCAUUCACUUGAUGGAGGAGUAAGAAACGUUGUGUUCCUCAUAAUAAAGAAGUUGACAUCGAUAAAACUCUCUUCCUGAUGUGUAUCCCUUCUAAAUGCCAUCAAAGACCUGAUGUGUUAUAUGUACGUAGUGAUGUCUGGCUCAGUAUAGAACAUUGCCAUUUCCUUUGCUAAUAUGUUAUACUACCCUUGCAAUUGUUCUGCCUUUGAAAUUUCUAAUUAUGAUGUGUCUUGAUUUGUAAACUUGGUUACUUUUAUAAUACAAUUGUUAAUUUGU